GAGCUUGAUACUAUUAACUUCCACGGGUCAUUUUGACUUGCAGCAGUCACUUAAUAAACCAAGAAAGCAUCAGAAUGGUCAUGUAUUUGACUUACAGGUGGCUGUUUGCGUACUUUGCAUUGCCUGGAUUCUUACUCGGGGAUCUGGCUUUCCGAUGCCAAAGUUGUACCGCAGAGCGUCUGGCUGUGUGUCCCAGAGUCACGACGCCGUGUCCAGAGAUAGUGAGGGAGCCGGGCUGUGGCUGCUGCCCGCUGUGUGCCAGGCAGGAAGGGGAGCUUUGUGGAGUGUACACGCCGAGGUGCUCGGGCGGCCGGAGGUGUUACCCAAGCACCGAGUCCGAAUUACCAUUGCAACAGCUCAUCCACGGUUUAGGACGAUGUGGACAACAAGUGGACUCGGAUGUCACGACAAGUCUGGACCAGCAGGCUACGAAUGAGGUCCACGGGACGGAGAACCCCUUCGCCAAAAGACCCGCCCUGGAUGCUUCGGUGUGGCAGGAGUCCGCCAGAAAACAACACCUGAAUGAGCGCAAGGCCAAGAUGAAGACCAAUCAGCUGGAGGACCCUCGGACCCAGAAAGUGUUCCAGAGCGCCUGUCACCAGGAGCUGGACGGCGUCCUGGAGGAGAUCUCCAAGAUGACCUCGGAGGACAGCAGAGGCCCGCUGGAGGACCUGUACGGACUCAAGUUCCCUAACUGUGACAGACACGGUCUGUACAACCUCAAACAGUGCAACAUGUCCACCCACGGCCGGCGGGGCGAGUGCUGGUGCGUGGACCCCGUGACGGGGGUCCAGAUCCCGGCGACACCGAAAGUAAGAGGGGAUCCCAACUGUGACCAGUUCCAGGAGGAGCUCAGAGAGACGCCGACAGAACCGGCGUUGUACUAGUCCAGCGCGACCUGGGAGGAUUUGUAGAAGAGGUUGCGAUGUCGGAAGGCUUUUUUCUUUUGUUCUUCAAUAGGUUAAAGGUUUAAAUAUUGUUCCUGGAGUUGACGUCUCACAUAAAAAGACCGAACCCAACAGUGUGACCAUCUCAUCAAUGCUUAACAGACGACUUCCCCGCCUUGUCUUUGGGACUCAGAUGUGUAAAGUGAACAUUUAUAUCUUUAGACAGGUGGCAUGGAUAUAUAAUGAUAUGUUUUUGUUGUUGUUUAGUGAGAAGUCAAUUGUUUAUUUGUUGGAAAGUAUUUUUUAGCGGCGGACUUACGUUAGCUUCACUCAAACUACAGCGCUCGAUCUCGUUGUAAUAAAGAAACAUGCCAGGAAAAAGUAAUUACAUCAUGCUAUAUGGAUAUAUAAUAAUAUGUGUUGUUUCGUGGUAAUAAGUAAUGCCCUUAAAACUAGUUUUCAAAAAAGUUUCAUGAAUUUAAAUUGUUUAUUUGUUGGGAACUAUUUUUAGGGGCGGACUUGUACACAUUAGCUGAGGCGGCGGGGUGGUUUACGUUUACGUUUCUAGUCGUGUUCUGGUUUUAAGAAAGUUAUGUCCAAUAUUCACACUUGUUUUUUUAAACUUUCGCCACCAACUCCUGGGGGACAAAUAUCUGGUUCUUCAGCCGCUAAAUGCUCCACUGUGAUUGGUCGCUGUGCAGCUAGCGUGCAGUGGGAAGGUGAAGGAGUACGAGUGCGAAUUUGAUUUAUUUGUUUGUGUAAAAUAAUUCAAAAGGAUAGUCCAAUACAGCUUAAAAAUAUAUUUUUUGCUUUCAAAAGACGUGUAUAAUAUCUCUUUAACUGUUAUGAUUUUUAUGAUGACACUGUCCUGAAAUAAAUAGCCUCUUGGUUUACUCUA
Messenger RNA from Pseudoliparis swirei, 1785 nucleotides. RefSeq names its product insulin-like growth factor-binding protein 2-B. Gene Ontology annotation, biological process: regulation of insulin-like growth factor receptor signaling pathway. The record is from RefSeq and is a predicted model, not a curated record. Gene Ontology annotation, cellular component: extracellular region. Gene Ontology annotation, molecular function: insulin-like growth factor I binding; insulin-like growth factor II binding. Bases 75 to 887 code for a protein of 270 amino acids. Lineage: Eukaryota; Metazoa; Chordata; Actinopteri; Perciformes; Liparidae. The transcript has 4 exons.